This is a messenger RNA of Vitrella brassicaformis, 1482 nucleotides long. The record is from the annotation of a GenBank genome assembly. Lineage: Eukaryota; Vitrellaceae.
GUCCUGGAAUGGCAGUGGCGCUGCUUUUCGCUGCCGUUCUCGGCUCUCACCAGGCAAAUGGAUUUGUUCUUAAGUCAACUUCAUCUCUCCUUCCGCCAUCUUUCCCCACGACUCAUCCGCUCCGAUGGAACUCGGCGAGAUCUGGUACCGUUGCGCUAUCCAGCACGGCGGUGGCAGAGAAGGUAUGUAUGCACGGGCGUUACUUGAGGAGAGGGUCACGUGUGAUCAUGAUUUUUCCCUCGUCAGGUGACUGAGUACCCCUGGCAAAAGCUUGCAGGCGCCUACACUGGUGAUCGAUGAUCUGACGAUGCCCUCUCUGCAUUGUUGACGGUUGCGUGAUGUUGCUUGGUUUUCAGCGGAGGAUCUUGCGGGCGACUGGCGGCUUCCGUAUGGGAAGAUAGAUCAGGUCAAGUGGGAGAUGAUGAAGCUGAUGGGGAGGAUGGGUGACCCUUCUUUCCCCUACUACUCCGCUCCCCUGUCCCCAAAGCUGUUCCUCGACCGCCUUUUCGGCGGCAAGGAGGUGCUGGACGAAGAUGAGUUCAAAAUCAAGGUGGAGCGCAAGUGGAGGUUUCUGAUGCCGGUGGAGGGCGACGUGUUCCGUGACGAGCCCGAGAUGUGCUGGCAGAUGUGGAUGGCCGUCAGGGGGGUGGUGGAGGCGCCUGAGGACACCGAGUGGAGCAAGAAAGGCGAGAGGCCCUUCUAUGAGCCCAACGAACUCCCUAUCUCUACCGUGAUGCGACGGGUCAACAAGGAGAUAAAUCAGCAGGGGAUGCACCCUGGUGCCCUUGAGGCUUUAUGGCAGUGGUUCUCUGAGGGUCGGGCGGCCAUCAACAAGGAGGACGUCCUGAACAAGUUGUUGGUCAUCAUCCCCGAGGAGAACCUGGAAGACGGCACGGGCCUCACGAGCGAUAACUUCUAUGUGGCCCUUGUCGACGUCAUCAAGCAGGGCAUCGAGGCCUUUGACGAGGAAGCAUACAAACAGUAUCAUGAGGAAGUCACCAAGGAAAGACAGGUGCGUGCGGCGCGAAGCUCACACGGGCAGCUACGCCUUGAUCAGCCUCUGAUCAAGACCAACUUACCAACCUGCUGGAUGGGCAUGUGUUCCUCGUGUGCCUAUAUGUGUAUCGUGCAGACUAUGCAGCAGCUCAUUAGCAAGAACGCCGAGUGGAACAGGUACGAGCCGUGCACUGCUGCAGUCCCUGGUUCCUUAUGUCACGUCAGUAUCGCUCUGCGUUCGCUUCUUUCAUGUUGCAGGAGGAGGAAGGCGGCUGCAAAGCGAUCUGCACAGGACUUCCAGACCUACGUCCAGUUCCUGGAAAAGGUGAUGACAUGAAUGCGUGAAAUCAGCACGUGAUACUGUCUUGUUCGUAUUCCUCAUGUCUCUCUGCGAGCAGGAAGCGUGGCUGAAAGCUGAAAAGGCGGCGAAUGAACAGUAUGGUCUGCCUUCAAAGGCGGUCAGUUCAACGAGCUGAGGCGCUUGGG